AUGGCCGGCCCCGAGCAGCGCGUCGUCGCCGUCAUCAUGGUCGGCGGCCCCACCAAAGGGACGCGGUUCCGGCCGCUGUCGCUCAACGUGCCCAAGCCGCUCUUCCCGCUCGCCGGCCAGCCCAUGGUGCACCACCACAUCUCCGCGUGCCGCCGCAUCCCCAACCUGGCGCAGAUAUACCUCAUCGGCUUCUACGAGGAGCGGGAGUUCGCGCUCUACGUCUCCUCCAUCUCCAACGAGCUCAGGAUCCCUGUCAGGUAUCUGAGGGAGGAUAAGCCGCGCGGGUCGGCUGGAGGGCUCUACAGCUUCAGGGACUACAUCAUGGAGGACAGUCCGGCACACAUUGUUUUGCUGAACUGUGACGUCUGUUCUAGCUUCCCCUUGCCAGACAUGCUCGAGGCCCAUAAAAAGUAUGGAGGCAUGGGCACUUUGCUAGUCAAUAAGGUAUCUGCGGAGUCAGCCAACCAAUUUGGCGAGCUAGUAGCUGAUCCUGAAACAAAUGAACUGUUACACUAUACGGAAAAACCAGAGACUUUUGUGAGUGAUCUCAUAAAUUGCGGAGUCUAUAUAUUUACACCCAAGAUAUUAAUUGCUAUCGAGGAUGUCCUAAAACAGAAGAAAGACAGAGCUAAUUUGCGCCGUGUAUCCAGCUUUGAAGCUCUUCAAUCAGCAACGAAGGCAAUUCCGGCAGAUUAUGUUAGGUUAGAUCAAGAUAUCUUAUCUCCUCUAGCAGGAAAGAAGGAACUUUACACAUACCAGACACUUGAUUUUUGGGAACAGAUCAAGACCCCAGGGAUGUCUUUGAGAUGCUCUGGCCUAUAUCUCUCCCAGUUCCGCCAUACCUCUCCUCAUCUUUUAGCCUCUGGAGAUGGCAAAAAGGGUGCCACUAUUGUAGGUGACGUGUACAUCCAUCCAUCUGCGAAGGUGCAUCUAACUGCAAAGAUUGGUCCCAAUGUUUCGAUAUCAGCAAAUGCACGCAUUGGAGCAGGUGCCAGGCUUAUCAGUUGCAUCAUUCUGGAUGAUGUCGAAAUUAUGGAGAAUGCAGUUGUCAUACAUUCAAUAGUAGGGUGGAAGUCAACAGUAGGGAAAUGGUCACGUGUACAGGGUGAAGGUGACCACAAUGCCAAACUUGGUAUCACCAUUCUUGGUGAAGCCGUUGAUGUUGAAGAUGAAGUAGUUGUAACUAACAGUAUCGUGCUCCCAAAUAAAACUCUCAAUGCCAGUGUGCAAGAUGAGAUCAUCCUAUAA
Triticum turgidum subsp. durum (durum wheat) is the source of this 1248-nucleotide messenger RNA. The record is from the annotation of a GenBank genome assembly. Lineage: Eukaryota; Viridiplantae; Streptophyta; Magnoliopsida; Poales; Poaceae.